Salvia miltiorrhiza (redroot sage) is the source of this 1077-nucleotide messenger RNA. RefSeq lists its product as uncharacterized. Bases 1 to 1077 code for a protein of 358 amino acids. Lineage: Eukaryota; Viridiplantae; Streptophyta; Magnoliopsida; Lamiales; Lamiaceae. The transcript has 2 exons. Gene Ontology annotation, molecular function: nucleic acid binding. The record is from RefSeq and is a predicted model, not a curated record.
AUGGGAAGAAGGAAAGAUCUCAGCGGGGCCGAACGACAAGCCAUUGCUUUGUUUCUUCUUCAAAACUCAUCAAAUGGGAAGCUUCACUAUGGAACGGCCAAGGCAGCCAUGGAGAAAUGGGGAUGCUGUUGGAGUUCUAUCACCCGUUUGUGGAAGGCUGCAAAGGAAGAACAUGCACAAGGUCAGUUGGUCACCGUUCAAAGCAAAAAACUCAGUAGGAGUCGAAGGAAAAGAGUGCACAUAGAUUUGGAACUCAUUUCAAGUCUUGAAUUGCACAAAAGGGGUACAAUUCGAAGGCUUGCAACCAGCAUAAACUGCUCAAAGAGCACAGUUGGGAGAUGGAUAUCAAAGGGGCUGAUCAGACCUCAUUCUAGUGCCAUUCGACCAGAUUUAACAGCCCCCAACAAGCUAUUACGGCUGCGAUUCUCUCUAGAACAAGUUGUGUAUGACAGAAUAUGCAAUGUCCUCAAGUUCAAUAACAUGCACAAUGUUAUUCAUGCUGAUGAGAAGUGGUUCUACAUGAGCAAAGUAAAUCACAAAUUUUACUUGACUCCAGCAGAAAUCGACCCACACCGCACAUGUAAAAGUAAAAAGUUCAUCAAAAAGAUUAUGUUCCUAUGUGCAGUGUGUAGGCCGUUGUUUGAUGAAGAUGGAAGUGUAUUAUUCGAUGGGAAGAUAGGGAUUUUCCCAUUCACUGAGAUGGUACCAGCGAAGCGAAAAUCAAAGAACCGGGAAGCUGGAACUUUAGAAGAGAAGCCAAUUCAGUCCAUCACUAAACAAGUGAUGAAGGACAUGUACAUCUACAAGCAAGAUAAUGCUAAGCCCCAUAUAAAAGAUGAUGAUCCUGAUUUUAGAGCAGCUGCAAGUGCAAAUGGAUUUGAUAUUCGAAUUAUUCAUCAACCUCCAAAUAGUCCAGACACCAACAUCAAUGAUUUAGGUUGGUUUAGGGCUAUUCAAAGCUUGCAAGUGCAGGCUGUUAGCUCAAAUGAAACUGAACUAGUGCAGGCUGUGCAGAAAUCAUUUGAGGAGAGUGACUUUAAACAAUGUGUUUUUGAGCCUACAAAGCUGCUACACUGA